AGUGGAAUGAAGACACGCCGCGAAUACGAAUGCCAUAAUGAACACCAAAACAAAUCAUGAAUUUACUUCUAAUUCAUAUAACGGAGGUAUGAUGGGAAGUGAUAGUCCAGCUGCGUUAUUAGAUAUGCUUGCAGAAGUUGCAUCUCAAACAUUGCACUCAGAAAAAAAACAUAGUAAAUCAUUAUUACCAUCACAAUGCAAGUCAAAAACAAAUUGUGCGAAGAGAAAGGCUCAUGAAUUAUUCUUUAAUGUGCCACAGCUUUUAUCUAUGCCUGCAUCACAAUUAGUUAAACAGUUUUCUAUUUUUACAAGUGAUGAAUUAAAAAGGCAAUACUCAUAUACAUGUGCUCUUGUUAUUGGAUGUGGUCAAAAAUAUACUAGUUUUGCAAGUGAAGGAAGAGCAAGAAUGUCUAUCAAGGCACAUUUAGCAGAACAUUUAGAAUACUUAAAAACUAAUAAAGAAGCCUAUAAAACUUUUACUGCAAAGUCAGUAAGUUAUAAAAAUUAUAAAACAAGUCCUCAAAGUAAAAAAAGCAGGUUACAACAAUCACGAAAACCACAGGAAACAUUAAAUAAAGAAAAUAAGAAUGUUAUUACAGAAAAAUCUACAAAUUAUUUAAGAAAUAUUCUAUUAAAUGAUUCUACCUUUAAAGAAUUAGAUAAAAUCAAAAAUGUUGAAAAAAUAGAAAAUUCUAAAAAGUUACAUAAUUCUGAACAAAAAGACACAGACAGAAUGGAUUUUAAAGUUCUUGGUGAUCAUAGUUAUUUUGAACGUUUGAAAGAUGAAAUUCCUAAUAAGAAAGAAACACUAUCCUUCAAUAAUUCUCUUGAAAAUACAACAGAUGAUAAUAUUGUACUUAUGGUUGUUGGCACUGACAGUGUUCAUAUGAAAGAAUAUCCACGUAUUAAUAAGAAAAUGUCAGAAAAAAUCAAUCAGAAAUCUGAAGCAAUUUAUGUACCAGGGAUAUCAUGGUCAGCUGAAAAUGAUGAGAAAAGUACAGAAAUUAUAACUAGUAAACCCAAAGGAAAGGCAAAAUUUAUAGGUACUAGUAAAGAGGAAAGAGAAAUGGCAUUAGCUUUUAUGGAUCGUAUAAAGAAAAAAGGAAAUCCAACAGGUAGCAAUCUUGAAUGUCGAAUUUGUAAUCCACCACGAAGCUUUACAGCACCUACAACAUUGGUGUCUCACUAUCGCAGUCAUGCUGGAAUAAAACCAUAUGAAUGUCGUAUAUGUAGAGCAGUUUUUACAAGAAGGCAUAGCUUAAAAUACCACAUGCUAAUUCAUCAAAAUCAAACGCGAUUCACAUGUGCUGACUGUGGAAAAAAAUUUAGACAUCCAUCGCACUUUAGAGAACAUCGACGUAGACAUACCGGAGAAGCACCAUUCGGAUGCGAUGAUUGUGGACAACGAUUUAAAACUAGAAAUACUUACAAACGACAUUUAAAAACGAGGCAUGGAAAAGUUCUAACAACUACUGGAGAGUUGUUAUAUCUUUCAGAAGAAGAUUUUCAGAAAGUUCGUACCAACAGGAAAAAAAAGAAUAACGCAAAUAAAGAUCAUAUAAUAGAUGAGGGUGUAAUUGCAACAAAAACAAUAAUAAAUUGUCAAAAUGAUAAUGAUCAACUGCAAAAUACUGCAACUGAGGAAUACAUUAUAAAUAAUGAUUCUAUUGGUAGUGAUAAAAAUUGGGAAUCAAGUGAUACAAUACAAAUUAUUAAAAAUUGUUUUGAAACUUAUGAGGUUUGUUCGGAAUCUCAUUUAAAUAAGACUGAAUCUGUAGAGACUGAAUUACCUAUAGAAAAUAGAAUUUCUAACAGAGAUGAAAAUAUUUUACCAGAUGAAUAUGCAGAUAAAGUGCAAGAUAAAUCGCCACAGUUGCAAAGUGCUUCUUAUAUUAAGUUAGAAAUAAUUAAAGAUGGAAAUAAUCAAAUUAUAUGUCAAGAUAACGCGUGUCAACCUGAAAUAAUUUAUCACAAUAUAAAUGAAACACCAUCAUAUAUCAAAGUAGAAUAUAGCAACUUAGUUGAUGAUACAGAAGAAGAGAACUUCAAAUUUUCAGAACAUCAAAUUAAAAAUCCCAUACAAAUAAUUAAUGGAACAGAAAAUUAUUUUAAUGAUGACUCCAAUAAUUCUAUAAGUGAACAAACAAAAUUAAUACAAGUAAAUAGGCAUGUUAAAACAAAGAAAGAAGAUAGCAAUAAACAUAUAAUCUUCACUCAGGAACAUAUAAAAUAUGAAAAAGGAAACAAUGAUAUUACUACCCUCAAUUGUAAGUCUCUUCAAGAAAUGGAAAGCCAUGAAGUAGCUGUGUCAGAAGAUUUAAUAGAUAUAAAUACCUUGCAAGAAAUUAAUCAAAUUACUAAUAAAACAACGAGUGCAGAUAUCAUAAUAAAUCAAAAUAAAGAUUGUCUAUUACAUGAAGACAAAAAAUUAGGUAAUUAUCAAGCAGUUAUUGCAAAUUUAAUAAAGAAUCGAGCAAUUACAUCUUCAAAUUAUGUUUCUGAAAAAGAUAAAUUAUUAUUAAAUCAAGCUGAACAAUGUUUAUACAUUCAUCAUGAACCAUUAACUAGUAUAAUAGUACAAAAUAAAUGCAUCAAUAUAUUUCCACAAACUCAAUCAAAAAUACAAUUAAAUAAAAAUAAAAAGUUUACAUUUUUGAAUAAACAUAUGCAAGCAAUUAAUGUAAAGCAAAAUGGUAAUCAAAAUACAAUUUUAUUAUUAGCUAAUAAUACAUUACAAAACAAUGUCUUUAAAAUAGAUGAAAAUAACACUGCCAAUAAUGAAAUUAAAAAACAAACAUUUGAAAAAAGUAAGUAA
Molecule: messenger RNA, 2815 nt
Organism: Eufriesea mexicana
Lineage: Eukaryota; Metazoa; Arthropoda; Insecta; Hymenoptera; Apidae
Product: zinc finger protein 595
Exons: 6
Coding region: 38-2815 (925 amino acids)
Biological process (GO): regulation of gene expression
Cellular component (GO): nucleus
Source: RefSeq, a predicted model, not a curated record